Micropterus salmoides (largemouth bass) is the source of this 8804-nucleotide messenger RNA. Its product is annotated as protein FAM184A-like. The transcript is spliced from 24 exons. The record is from RefSeq and is a predicted model, not a curated record. Lineage: Eukaryota; Metazoa; Chordata; Actinopteri; Centrarchiformes; Centrarchidae. Bases 184 to 3789 code for a protein of 1201 amino acids.
UGCGGAUGCGUGCGACGGCGGGACGGUCUCGCGCCCCGCUGUCCCUGCCUGUUCCCCCGUCUUUCUCUCCAUCACCGAAACGGAAGAUUAACCACAAACACAACAAUGGGAGGAUUUAACGUGCACCAGCUCCAUUUUAUUUAAAUUCAAAGCGACGUGUUUGGGGCUUUAUUCCCCGCGAAAAUGGCGACGGGGGCAGGCUGGCAGCCUCCGUACAACAUCUCGACUAGCAGCACCAAAUAUACCCCCUCACCAACGUCCAGCAUGUUUUACGACGGGAGUUUGACGCUGGAAUACAGUCAAGACCUGCAUCUGAAGAUGAGCAAGAAGAUAGCACAACUCACCAAGGUAAUUUAUGCUCUCAACACCAAGAACGACGAACAUGAGGAAGAAAUUGAGUCUCUGAAGGACGCCCACGAGGACGAGGUCCAACACAUUGUGACAGAAACCAGAGACAAGAUCAUGCAGUACAAGAGUAAGAUGGCGGACGAGGCCGACCUGAGGCGGCGGCUGGCCAGUCUGGAAGAAUCUGUCGAACUCCAUGAACACAUGAAGAGACAGGCUUUAGCAGAGUUUGAGAUGUACAGACAGAGAAUGGAGGAUUCCCAGCUCUGCACCGAGGCCCAACACACACAGAGAGUGGUUUCUAUGAGCAGAGAGGUGGAGGAGAUGCGUCGGGAUUUUGAGGAGAAGCUGCGGGCGUUCAGCCAGGCUCAGGCCCAGUUUGAGGCGGAUAAACGGCGAGCGCUGGAGGAGCUGAGGGCCGCCCACCGCCAGGAGGUGGAGGAACUCCUCAACAACCAGCAGAACCAGAGCGCCACCUCCACCGAAGACCAGGAGAAACUGGCCGAGCUCCAUAGACAAGAGGUGGAUGCAUUAAUGGAGAGGGUGGAGGAGCUGACGAAGGAUAAGGUCCGUCUGGUGGAAGAAUACGAGGCCAAGCUGGGCAAGGCUCAGGAGUAUUAUGAGAGGGAGCUGGAGGCCAUGAGGAGAACACACCAGCUCACCACUGAGAACCUGCUGGCCUGGAAAAGGACUGAGGUUGAGCUUCGUAAGGAAUUCCAGGCUCAGGAAGCAGCGCUUCAGCGCUCGCUGUCCAAGCUGAGGAGUGAGGUUCAGAAAGCACAGGAGGAGGCCAGAGAGAACCGAGACAAGACCAACAGACUGCAGACAUCACUGGCCAAUGCAGAGGGAACUAUCAAGAAUCUACACAAGCAGCUGGAAGAAGCCAUCCAGGAUGGAGAGAUCUGGGUGAUGCAGCUGAAGGACACAGAGUAUGAACUAGAGGGCAGCAGGGAACGAGUUCAACAGCAGGCAACUGAAAUCCUCCAUAAAGCCAGUCAGAUUGGCUCCCUGCAGGCCACCCAGAUGGCCCACGAGGCGACCAUUAGGAACCUGGACCAGGAGCAGAGCCGUCUAAAGGAGAAGAUCAGCAGGCUGGAGGAAGAGAGGGAGGCUCUGCUCAACCAGAGCCAGGCCGCCAGUGAACAGCACAGACAACAUGUGCUCAAGCUAGAACAGUCUCUGCGUGAGGAGCACCAGGGCUACGAGAAGGAGCUCUCGAGGCUGAGGGCCCACUAUGAGGAGGAGGCUCUUCGCUUCAGGGAGGCGCAGGUCAGAGCGCUGGAGGAAAUGGAGGAGAAACAUAAGGCCAUGAGGGAGGAGGCGCAGCAGGAGAAAGAGGAGGAGAAAAAGCUCCUCAUGACGAAAAUGAGUCAAGAGUUUGAGAUUAAGCGCCUGUCAUUGGAGGAGCAGCGAGAUCGCCUUCAGCAGCAACUUGACAACUUGAAAGAGGAGCUUUCAGCCAAGCUCAAUAUGGCCAAUCAGGAAGUGUCCCACCUCCAGGAGCUGGUGAGGGAGGGGGAGCAGAACCUGGGUUCAGCUCAGACACAGAUCAACUGUCUGAAGGAAACUCAGGAGAAACUCAAAAUAGAACUGGACGCAACUAGAUCCCGCGUUCGAGAGACCAGCAACCUGCUGACUGACCUACAGGAGGAGAUUGAGACCCAGAGACAGCAGCAUGAAGCCAGAGUGAUGUCCAUCAGAACAGAAGAGAAACAAAAGAUGGACAAGAUGGCAGAUGACUUGGAUCAGAAAUGGAGAGAUGCACUGCGGGAAGAAGUGCGUUUGUUGAAGGAGGAGUUGAAUGAGGAGUAUGAAGCAGACAAACAGGCAACGCUGACUCAGAUGUCCCAGCAGAAAGAGCUGGAGAUCAUGGCGGCAAGAGAGGGCUGGCAGAGGAAGGUGGAAGACCUGCUGGAACAGAUCUCUCUCUUGAAACAAUCUCUGGAGCUGCAGUUGUCUCAGUCCCAGUCAGCUCUCCAGCAGCUGCAGUCUCAGUUCAACCAGGAGAGGGAGCUGCUGAGCCAACAGCUAAAAGAGAUGCAGAGGGAACAUCAGAGGAGAGAGCAUCGAUUACAGGAGGCCCACUGCUGUGCCCUGGGCACCAUGGAGGAGGCCAGACAGCACCAGAUAAGGGCCCUGGAGGAGCGUCUGAAGCAGGAGCAGAGGGAGGAGGUUCAUGCUCUGAAGGAGGCCCACAGGAGGACCUUAGACAUCCUGAGACAGCAGUCAGACCAGGAGCUGCAGACGCUGCGAUUUGAGCUGGAGGACGAGGGGAAAGCAAAGCUGGCGUCUCUUCGUGCAGAACUGAACCACCUCCAUGCAACAGCAAUAGAGCAUCUGAAGCAGAUCCACCUUAAAGACAACACUGCCAUCAAACGAGAGCUAGAGAAGGCCAUGGAGCACAGCCACCAGCAGGAACAAGAGCUCCUGGUUCGUAUCUCAGACCUGCAAGCAGAGCUGUGUUCCCGGAGCAACCGCAUCACCGAUCUGGACCAUGAGAUCCACUCUCUGAACGAGACCAUCGACACUCUGACCAGAGAGCUGGAGCUGAAGGGCAAGGAAGUGCUGCGGGUCCGCAGCGAAGCUAACCAUCAGAUAAGGGCCCAUGAACAAGACCUUUCAAAGAGACAUGAGAGGGACCUGGGGGAGCUAAGUGUAGUCCAUCACAGAGAAACACAAAUCAUGCUGGCUGACUUCAACAAGGCCCAGGAGGUCCUCAAAGACAAGAUCUCUGCUCUACAAAUACUGCUGGAGGGGACGGAGGAGAAGUUAAGAAACCGAGAAAGCCGACCAGAAGACCUGCAUGUUAUAGCAGAGCUCAGAGAAAUGGUCACGGAAAGAGAAGCUCUGGUCAAAAAGCUGGUGGACGACAAGAAGUUCUACCAGUUGGAGUUGGUCAACAGAGAGACAGGGUUCAACAAGGUCUUCAAUUCCAGUGCCAAUGUUGGUGUAAUCAACCCUCUUAUCAAGUUAAAAACAGGCAGCCAAUCAGAUCAACGCUUCACCAGCUUUCCUAGCCAGUCAGCUCUCCGAUUCGACAGCCCUCCCACCAUCAGUCAUGAAGAGGAGGGACAGGAGGCGGAGGAGGUAGGACCAGGAGGCCGCUUUGUGCCCCCUCACUCCCCCCUCCAGAGGUCCCUCCCCAGACGUAGGAAAGCCCUGCCACUGUUCAGCCCUCUUCGUCUUUCUCCUCUUCCUCAGCAUCCUCCUCCUCCUCCUCCUUCUCCUCAUCCUCCACAUCAUCCCAUCAUUCCAAGCCUUGCUCUUCCUCAUGCUCCUCAUCCUCAGGAAGCCCUGGUGCAGCAUCAGGGCCAACAAAGCGUUAGGAGCCUUCCUGAGGCCAGCGCCACAACGCCAUCAGACCUGAGAGGAAUGGAGGCAGGAAAAAGCAAAGAAUUCGUUCCAAAAGAAGAGGAGCUGUACGCCCAGUACUUCUCUUUCUGACCGGCAAAAAUAUAAAUCCCCAUUCUGUCAAAAAAUUAAGUUAUGGGACAGAGAGCUAAAGUUAGUCAGCGAUCAAACUGCAGGCUUUGAAAGUCAUUUGGGCGACAUUAAUAUCUAACUGCUUAUCACAGCACUCCCAUCAGUCAUGCGCAGUACUGAGAUUCCAGUGUGAUUGCAACCUUAGGGCUUCCAUACAUGGUGAGCACAAUGAGCAGUGUGGCUUGUCGGUGCAUCAUCAUGAACGUGUGCAUGGUAGCAGGAGGUGAGGCCAUAUACAAACAGUAGUUGUCUUCCGUCUCCUUAUUUAUAACGUGCAAUUGUGCAAAACAUGACAAUUGUAUGAGCUGUAAAGCUGCUAAAGUGAACUUCAUUACCUGUGAAUUUUAAUUUUGUAAGUAAGACCCAAAAGUAGAAGUAUAAAUGUAGAAUAGAGGAGGUAUUGGAAGAAUGGGAUAAGAUUGCAUUUUAAUGAAGACGAAGAAAUCUGAUGUCCACCUACAGUAAUUGCUUGACACAGAGGAGAAAUAUUAGUUUUAUGCUUGUGGGGACAAAUCAAAUUGUAGUUCACUGAUAAAAAGUUUUAUUAAGCUUUAUUUUGUAACGUCAUCAAAUUUAAGAUUAGGGCUGUAUUAAUGGUCUUCAGAAGAGAUGGCAGAAAUAUUUUACUUUUGUUUAUACUUUCCAAUCAGCAUAAAUAGCAUUGCACUCACCAAGUUAACUGCUGAGAUAUGGGAACAUGGUGACAAUGCUGAAAAAGAAGUUUGUUGGGUCAGGAAACACAGUCAGACGAACAGUAAAAUGUGCUCUCCUUGCUUCAGCCUUGACCCUACUGGCCUGACCGAAGCAAUGCAACCACAGUUUUCCAAAAAUAGGGAGAGAUUAUUGAAGUGAAUUAAUUAAAUGAAUUUUAAGUAUAAUCAAUCAAUAACAAUUUGAAGGUCUAUUUUUCAACCUAACAUUUCAGACCAUAUGAGAGGCAGUAUAGCUCCUACUGACGUUUCAGUUGUACGUAAAACUGUCUGGCCAUGUUCCCAGAUCUCAGCAAUUGCUUUGGUGAAUAAAAGGUUUAACUGAUAGAAAUGAUGGCCAAAACGUCCAAAAUAACACCCAAGUUGUAAUCAGUCUGAAUGAUCCUUAGUAGCCACUGUCAGUAAAUACAUUCUCAAACCUCCAUGAAGUAAUUUGCAAUGAGUAUACAGUGUGACACUAGUAACACACCGUAGAUAUAAGAGGAUAUGGUUUUUUUUUGUACAUCAACGUGUCUUACAAGCUGUGCUUUGAAAGUUCAGCCAGGACAAAGUGAUUCUUGCCUUGAUGCUCGUCUUUAGUCUUUCAUGCUGUGGCCCCAUCUGCCGUGUAAAUACAAACAUGUAUGUGAGGGAAAAGGACAGAGCUAGUUGCUGAUUCUGGUUGUUUUUUUGGCCUCUACAGUGCGACUAACUGCAGUAUACCACAAUAACGACACCAGCAAAAAAAGAAAAUAGCCUAACUUUAGCUUGCUGUCCCAGUGCUUUGACUGUGUACAUAUAGUAUAUGUUUGAAAGUCAUUUUCAGAUCUCUGAGCUAGCUGAGGGGUGCUUGAUUUACCAAUCAUGACAACCCAGUCUCAGGAGGGGAAACAUCAAGAGAAAUUAAAUCAAGCUCCCCUCAUAUUUUUAUUAUUCCAGUAUUUAUAAUGUAACAAGCUACUGUUUUUCUACGGUCUGUUUGUGAUGCCAGGGGACGAGAGACAAAAAGGGAAAGAGUUCAGUCACCCAAAUGUAGAAUUUGAUUGACUCCCAGGAACUUUUUUAAUGCCAAGGAGUGUUUCGUCAAACACUUAAUUUCAUUACAAGCUAGGAGUUUGUGUCGGUGACAGAACUCUUUUGCUUCAUGUCUCUGCUUGUGGACCAGGCCAUAGAGCAUGUGAAAACAGAAACACUAUCAUAAUGCUGCUGUCACUCACUUGACAUUCUCAUAUCUCCGGUUUUUGGUGUACUGUCUUUUUUUAACUUGACUUCAAAGUUUACAUAGUUCUUGUGCUGCGUAAUGUUCAUGACCUGAAGGUCUAUGAAGUCCAUAAAGUAACCUGUACAGUUUCCAAACUGCAUGGCCGUCAUCAGCCUGAAAGAGACUCUCAAACUGACACCCCCGGAGUCAAUUCAACAGCAACACAAACAUACUCCAUUACUUUACAGCGUCAAUCGAUGCUCGUCUUCCAUAACAGAAUCAACCGAGGCCUUGAUGGUUCAGGAAGUGUUUGUAUUGUAUUGGUUGAAUUCGUGGAUCAUACAAUAUAUUAGACGCACCAUAAAAAUGCAAUCCAAUACAAUCGAAAGAAGCAAAGCAUUGAAUCACUUCCUCUCUGAUAAAGUCUCAACAAAUAUUAACCCCUUUGUUGCUGGACUCUUGUAUUGGAUUGCAUUAGACUGUUAUGUCUUAUGUGUUUUUUUUUUCAUCCAGUCCCUGUAGAUAUUUCCCAGAAGCACCUUUUACAUGGUAUAAUAGUAAAAAUACCUACUAAAUAUGUACAAAAAAUACAUAAAUGAAUUCAUUUAUUUUUUUACAUUUAGGUCCAAAAUCAACCUAACUUUUGCAUUCUUGUUUUUAGAGGAACAGUGCCACAUUUUGGAAAUUAAUGUGUCUUUGCUCUCUAACCCAGAGCCACAUGAGAAGAUUGAUAUUAUUUUCAUUACAGAGUAACCGCAACAACGAUCUUCAGCACACUCUAUUUAGGUUCAUACAAGCUUUCAGUCAUAGACCUUUUUGAACUGAAUGAGAGAACACUACUAAAUAUAGAUAUACUGUACAUAUGUAUCCCUCACACAAGAUCAUACUUAAGGGUAUUAUAGUCUUAUAGCAUGUAUUGAAAAACAAAAAUGGAGGAUAGGAGAUGUAUGAGACAAAGGCUUAUUCACUUUCUUGCUUCUGAGAGUUAGACGAGAUGGUCGAUUCCUCUCAUGUCUGCAUGGUAAAGACUGGAGCUAGUAGACAGUUAGCUUACCAUAGCAUAAAUACUGAAUGCUGAAACGGCUAACCUGGCCCUGUCUAAUGUUAACAAAAGCCACCUAUAAGCACAGGGUGCUAUUUCUUGGCCUCACAUGGUCUCUGCUGGCUGCCUGACAGUUUGUGCUAAGCUAAGUUGACCAUCUUUUGGUUUUAGCUUCAUCAUUAACAUACAGACAUUAGAGUGGUAUUGAGCUUCUCCUCUAACUCUCCACAAGAAAGCAAGUAUGUUGUUUUUCACACUCUGUUUUUGGACUGUAUAUAUUAUUAUAAUGUUUCCGUUUUUGCUUCAUAUCACUUAUCUUCUAUAUAAGAUGACUACAGUACCCUUGAAUAUGAUCAUGUGUCAAGGAUACACUUUUGGCAUGAAGGUUAAUUACUAUAUGUACACUUCAGUGCUCUUACUUUCUGUUUACCUUGUGUGCUUGUAGAAAGUCUCUGACCGAAAGCUUGUCUGUAAUUACAGUGUGCACAUCCUAGUGUGUGGAAACUAAUAUUAAUCUUCUCAUCUGGCUGCGGAUAAGAUGACAAUCCAGCAUAUUUCUCAAAAUGAACUAAACCUGUUUUGUCAAAAUGAAAAACACUUCCUGAAACCAGGUUGAGAAAGGACCUCUAGCAGACAUGUCUGUAUUUGUGUCAUAUGGGAGAGACAGUAAAAAUUUGCCAUCACAUAAAGAAUUUGAAAGUAAAUAUCUUUGUAGACUUCUUGUUGAUUGCCUGAAGUCUGAAACAGCUGCGGUCACGUUCACAGACGUCUAUCUAUAAAACACAGUUUGUAAAAGGAUACAGCAAAAUUGUCACGACAUUCUAAUGUCCAGCUGUCCCCUUAUGACACGAAUGCAGCAUAAUUGACAUUGGAGCUUUAGUUAUAUGCUGCAUGUCAUCAACGCUGAUAUAUGAAGAAUAUUAAAUUGUUUAUUUGUAUAUAUUGACAUGUAAUGUGACAAACCCCAGCAAAGACAAUGGACCAAUAAAUACAGUUCUCUCUGGGAUCGCAGCCCCGACACUGAACCACAGUUGGUUCGUUCCUCCAUGCGCACUGUGAAGAUUAUAUUUAUUCAAUGACUAUGUUAAAUGUUGACAUUCAAGCUUAGACUUCUCAGACGAGGCAGAAGUCUUGUUUCUUUUUAUUUUUUUUUCUUAAUAACACAUUUUCUCACAAUCACAUCCAAUUUUACUGCCAUUCCUUUUAUUCCCCUUCUGAUGAUUUCACCUAUUUGUCUUCUAAAAACAAGUCUACAUGAUAUUGAGGAGCUCUUACCGUCAUAUUGCAUGAGCUUCAUCAGCAGAUUGAGUUUGAUGAUUUGAUAACACACGUCCGGGCAAACUCCAUCUCCUGGCAAAGAUUAGAAAGCUCCAGCUACUAAAUGGAUGCAGUGUUGAGAUUGUUUAUUACGUUUUCUAGUUUGAAAUGGCAAAAAUUAAGAAUAAUUUAUCUGUUUUUUCGUUAUGCUUUUACAUGCUCAGAUUGCAUUGGUUGAUAUGAUUUAAUACAUGUUUUUUAUCUGUGCCACACCGGACUGGACUGUUUUAAAGGAGAAUACCACUCCGUUAAAAGGUUUCUUGGAGCCUGCCUCUUGUGGUCAUAUCAACUAUUGUUUCUCAACAACUGACAGAGGAAACAUCUGGCAUCAGCAGGUCAUCCGUGAACCAUAGAAACUGCAGCUUAUUAAAACAUUUAUUGUCUGUUAAGUUUUUUUUCAAUAUGAUACGAUAUGCUGAUCAGGGCUUGGUUCAUUUCACUUUCAACUCAGUUUUUUCCAAACUUUAAAAAAUUUUGAAAAACUUUAAGAAAAGAUUGCGGCAUCUAAACAUUUUAAGAAAUAAAGUGAAAUUGUAAAUGUUUUGCAGUUUAUAUUUUGAGUUGAAAGUGAUUUGAUGUCACCCUUGUGACUUAUCAUUUAAUGAUGUCUGUCUUGCCAUUUUGAAGUAAAAUAUAUAACAAUUACAGCAACAACAAUAUUUAUUUAUAUUUAUAUCUUAUUUCUGUUGUAUGUCAUGGAACAGUAAAAUUAUGAUUGUGAGAUAAA